Messenger RNA from Hansenula anomala, 729 nucleotides. It is a transcript of the gene GPI11, whose product is annotated as mannose-ethanolamine phosphotransferase GPI11. The transcript has a single exon. Gene Ontology annotation, cellular component: endoplasmic reticulum membrane. Gene Ontology annotation, biological process: GPI anchor biosynthetic process. The coding region runs from base 67 to 729 and encodes 220 amino acids. NCBI's taxonomy places the organism in Eukaryota, Fungi, Ascomycota, Saccharomycetes, Phaffomycetales, Wickerhamomycetaceae. The record is from RefSeq and is a predicted model, not a curated record.
CCCAACGUUAAACAUUAAAUCAUUAACAGAUCAAGAAGUGAAAAGUAUAGUAAAAGUCUUUGAGGAAUGGCUGCUAGACACACUCCAAAGAAAACAGUGUCAUUCUCUGACAAUGCACCUCCUACAAAAGAGAGCAAUGGUGAAUUAGAUGAUGGAAUUUCAAUCCCAUUUUCUUUGAAAACAAUACCAUUCCAUUAUUUAUUGAUUGUUUUUUCCAUUUUAAAACAAGAUAUCACUAGAUCCAAUGUUAUGAACAAUUUAACCAAUAACCUUUAUGCAUUGAUUGCCACUCAAUUGGUUUAUACUUUUCUAUUUGUGACCAAUAUAGUGGAAUUAACUAAAAAGAAAAACAAUAAAAAGAUAAAAUUAAGUGUUGGUAAAGAUUAUAAUAUCUUGUUGAUUUCAAUUUUGAUUGCAUUUGUUUUAAUUUUACCAAUUUAUAUAUUGGUUGUAUUAUUUGGUGCACCUUUUACAACUUUUUUAAAAGAAAAUUUGAUAUUAUCUUCACAUAUUGCAUUUUUAGCUUAUCCAAUCAUUGUUUCAUUUUUAAAAAUUGGUGAAAAGGGCGUUUUCCAUAAAUAUUUAGCAUUUAUUGCAGUUGGGGCAUGGUUUGGUGCUAUUGUUAUUCCUUUAGAUUGGGAUAGAGAUUGGCAAAACUGGCCAUUACCUAUUGUUAUUAGUAGUUAUAUUGGUUCAUUUAUUGGUUACUCAAUUGCAGGAAUAUUAUAA